Phanerochaete carnosa HHB-10118-sp is the source of this 832-nucleotide messenger RNA. RefSeq lists its product as uncharacterized. NCBI's taxonomy places the organism in Eukaryota, Fungi, Basidiomycota, Agaricomycetes, Polyporales, Phanerochaetaceae. The transcript has a single exon. Bases 100 to 513 code for a protein of 137 amino acids. The record is from RefSeq and is a predicted model, not a curated record.
UUACUUAGUAACACACUAUUUCUUAACUCAGAAAGCGCCUAUUUCCACCAUCUUUGAUCGCAUAAACACGUGAGUUGCGACACGGACUGUCCCCGCACCAUGAGCACCGAAUCUGCGAACCCGACCUACAUAUACAAACUCAUCCCUUACACCGCGCCUCCUCCAACGCCUCUCCCGCCCGCGCUUCCCGUGAGCGAGCUUGACCAGAAAUCCGGGUUCAUCCACCUCUCGACGGCUCUGCAGAUCCCGGGCACGCUGAAACACUUCUUCACCGAUGACCCCAGCGUAUACAUCUUGCGCAUCCCUUACAGUGCCAUCGAGAAGGACAUCAGGUGGGAGAGCCCCGAUGCGAAGGUGUGCGGGUCCCGCCCAGGCGAGAGCUUAUUCCCCCACCUUUACAAUGGCCUGAAGCUCGGGCGCGACGAGGUGGACAGCAUGCAAGCGUGGACGAGGACCGAGGGUGGAGGGUGGGACGAAGCGUUGAAGCAGGCUCAGGAGUGGUUAGUCUUGUAAUAUGCUAGAAUGGCGAAACGUGUCUGUUAGGGUGAGACCAUGCUUUUCGUGACGUAAAACGGAGUAAUCACACAGGAGAAGGGAGGCCUAUUGCCUGCGACCACAUGCGUAGCAGGAUUCAAUCUGUACAGAUAAACCAGAGGUUCUGGCCCUUCCUCACAGACUUAACUGGAGUGUGUAUCAAGAUCUUACCAUGUAGGCUCUAAGUUAUCAUGGUGUUGAACACAUACUCUACCGCAACGCUGUUAACUACUGUACGUCAGCAAGAUCCUUCAGGGGUAUUGCAUCGCGACUUUUGUUAGCUCUCUGGCAAAGUAAC